CCCCAGCUCCCAGCUCCCAGCCUCCCCAGCCGGACGAUGCACAGUGCAGCACAUGGCUUUCAGAGAGCGCUGACAACUUGCAGCACCCUGGUGCUGGUGUGUGCGCUGCUGGGAGCUGCUGGCAGGAGAGAAGUGGUCACAUCCCUGCGCUCCUCUCACCACCUCCUCUGCCUCCCACAGCAGCACAUUCUCAGUGCCAGGAGCCCCAUGAUGCGGCUGCUCCUGCUCAUGCUGCCCUCACUGCUCUGCGCUGCUUCAGAGCCUCUUCUGACUCCCUCCAGGGACGGGUACGUGUGUCCCCUGGGGCAGUUUCCCUGCGGCAACCUCUCCAUCUGCCUGCCCCAGGCCCUGCACUGCAACGGGAUGGACGACUGUGAAAACGGUGCUGAUGAGGAGAACUGCGUGGACACCACGGGCUGGCUGGGGGUGCUGGGCGACAUGCUGGCUGGGAACAGCGGGACAGUGGCGGAGGACGAGGCGGACACCUGCUCGCUGGAGCUGUUCCCGGGGCGGUGCCGGUGCUGGGGAAGGGCCGUGGACUGCACCGCACAGGACCUCAGUGCUGUGCCCCGGGUGUCCCUCAAUGUGACACAGCUGGACCUGAAGAUCAAUAAAAUCCGUUCUCUGCUGGACAACCAGUUUGCUGGGUACCAGGGCCUGAGGAAGCUAUUCUUGCAGAAGAACAAGAUCCGUGUGAUCUCACCCAAGGCAUUUGCUGGACUUUUUCAGCUCAAGAUGCUGUUCCUCAGCCACAACAGGAUCGCCCGGCUGCUGCCCCGCACCUUUGAGGACCUGCACCGCCUCGAGUGGCUGAUGUUGGACAACAACAGGAUCGCUCGGAUCGCCCCUGCCACGUUCUUGGGGCUGAGGUCGCUGUACUUCCUGUACAUGCUGAACAACUCCCUGGUGAAGAUACCCGAUGGUUCCUUCUGUGCUGAGACACCAAAGCUGAGCUGGCUGGAGCUGGAAGGAAACAGGAUCCGGGCGGUGCGUGGGGCCGUCUUCCAGCAGUGCCGUGAGCUCACUGUGCUGAUCCUGCGCAGGAACAGGCUCCGGUGGAUCCAGAGCGGGACGUUCUCUGGGCUGAGCAGGCUGGUGGAGCUUGACCUGUCCCUCAAUGGGCUGGACGAGCUCCGGCCAUCGCUGUUCCACGGCCUGGUCGCGCUGCAGCAGCUGAACAUCUCCUACAACCCCCUGAAAGAGAUCUGCCCCAGACACUUUGAGAGCCUGCCCCAGCUGCUGUCCCUGAGCCUGGAGGGGCUGGAGAUCCCCAACAUCCACAACGUGACCUUCCGCGGGCUGGCCAACCUCUCCCACAUCUACUUCAAGAAGUUCCAGUACUGCAGCUCCGCACCCCACGUGCGCAGCUGCAAACCCAACACCGACGGCAUCUCCUCCUUCGAGCACCUCCUGGCCAGCAUCAUCCUGCGCGUCUUUGUCUGGGUCAUCGCCUGCGUCACCUGCCUGGGCAACCUCUGUGUCAUCUGCAUGCGGUCCUGCGUGGUGGCGGAGAGCAGCGCGCACACCAUGGCCAUCAAGUCCCUGUGCUUGCCUUGCCUCCCCCCAGGUGCGGAUGGCCUGAUGGGCAUCUACCUCUUCGUCAUCGGCGCCUUUGACCUGAAGUACUCGGGGGAAUACAACAGGCACGCGCAGGGCUGGAUGGCCAGCAUGCCGUGCCAGCUGGUGGGCAGCCUGGCCACGCUGUCCUCCGAGGUGUCCGUGCUGCUGCUCACCUACAUGACCCUGGAGAAAUACUUCUCCAUCGUGUUCCCCUUCAGCCACCGCAGAGCUGGCAGGAAGCAGACGGCCUCGGUGCUGGCCGCCAUCUGGCUGCUGGGCCUCUCGCUCAGCGUCGUGCCGCUGUGCUGCAAGGAGUCCUUUGGCAACUACUAUGGGAGGAAUGGGGUGUGCUUCCCGCUGCAGUCCGAGCUGGGCGAGCGGCCCAGUGCCCGGGGCUUCUCCACCACCAUCUACUUGGGCUUGAACCUCGCGGCUUUCAUCACCAUUGUCUUUGCCUACACCGGCAUGUUCUACUCUAUCCGCAUCACCGCCUGCAGAACAGCACAGAGCAGCGUCUGCCCCCGAGACGUGGCCAUUGCCAAGCGCUUCUUCUUCAUCGUCUUCACUGAUGCACUCUGCUGGAUCCCUAUCUUCCUGCUCAAGCUGCUCUCCCUGCUGCAGGUGGAAAUCCCAGAUGGUAUUGCCCCACUUUACUGCGUGGGGCGCUCCCCCGUGGGGGAGGCUGGCUGCCUGAUGGCAUUUCCUGGUUGGAGCAGGCACCAUCACAUCCUGGGUGGUCAUCUUCAUCCUGCCCAUCAACAGCGCACUCAACCCCAUCCUCUACACCAUCACCACGGCUCCCUUCCAGGAGAAGGUGAAGGGCCGCCUGCAUGCCCGGCGCCCAGAGCUGAGCUCCCGGCAGAGCUUCAUGCUGGUGGUGCUGUAGGCAGGCAGAGGCAGCCUCUGACCCUGCCUGGCAGCGUGAGGCCCCAGCACACCGGGCACUCCCUGCACAGCUCAGCCCCUGAGGCAGGUUCAAGGCUGCGCUCAGGUUGGGCCGCAUUCUGUGACCCAGAGAUGUGACCCAGAUGGCUCCGAUCACGGCUCCCCCCGCACCGCAUCACCGCCCUGCUCAGCUCUGCACGGAGGCAUCAGCCUGCAGCACCCACUCAUCACCAGGAUUCCUCCAUCAGCCAGCAGCUAUCGUUAGUACUUUAUUAAUCACACGGAUAGGAAGAGCAGCCCCGAUCCAAGUCAAACAAUCUGUUGCAUUGCCUAUGAUACAAAACAAGAAAUAGCCCCUUAAAUACAAAAUACACAUCUUCUGAGUGAACAUCACCUGGCGCUGAGCUCUACCACCGCAGUUAUAUAUUAAUAUUCCAACUGUACAAGUAUUUAUAUAGAAAAAAAAAGAAAUGUUUAAAAAAAUAUUAGGAGAAAAAUCACUCCCUCAAGAAGUUAUAUUUUUUAUAUAUAUAUAAAAUAUAUAUAUAUAAAAACAGAA
Messenger RNA from Numida meleagris (helmeted guineafowl), 3004 nucleotides. RefSeq names its product relaxin receptor 1-like. Gene Ontology annotation, biological process: G protein-coupled receptor signaling pathway. Gene Ontology annotation, cellular component: membrane. The coding region runs from base 37 to 2583 and encodes 848 amino acids. Lineage: Eukaryota; Metazoa; Chordata; Aves; Galliformes; Numididae. Gene Ontology annotation, molecular function: G protein-coupled receptor activity; protein binding. The transcript has 18 exons. The record is from RefSeq and is a predicted model, not a curated record.